UCUUUCGGAAAAGAUAAAACGUUACCCUCCUCAAAGAUAUAUCAAGACAAGAUAGGAAAGACCCCGGAGUGAGUGAGUGGGUGGGUCACAUUAACACAACUUGUUACUUUAAUCAACAAUAUAUACUCAAUGUUUAUAAAGACGUAGUAGUCACAUUGAGUAACGCACGUGACCAUUCGCCAGAGUCCGUUUGAUUUCACCUGUUUUAAUCAACAGUAACAUAAUAAGUACUUUCAUCCUCAGUACAACGAAGAUAAACUGCUAAGAGGCGGAAUAUGGCGCCGAAUAAACACGUGUGUUAUCUGGUAAUCAUGAGCUUUGAUAUCUGGUAACUUAUCAGACGUUUACUUUAGAUUAACUAAUACAACUAAGGAAGCGAUCUCAGUUAGCUCCGCUAGCUAGUUAACCGGUAAACCGAAGAUAGAAACGACGGCAGGAUUUCUCUCUUACUCUGACGAUGACGAUGAUACCGGAGACAAUGUUUGAAUGUGAUGCUCGUCGAGCUGUUGAACCUUCUUCGUUAAAACUAAGCUUUAAGUUACAGAAUUAGUAAUAUAAUUAAUUUGGAAAGUUUUAUACGUUUUUAUGCAAGUUUGAGAUUAAUUUGCUGUGUUUUUAGUGGAACAAUAGCUCGUUUACGGAACAAAUCAAAGAGUCCAACUGCCAGGAGAGAGCUAACGUAAACUAACAUGAACCGGUGAUGAACGCUUCUGGGAGACAAGACCUCCAAAUAAAACGAGUGUCCUCGAGGAAGAGGUCGAGGGAGGACCUGAGGACUCACCGGACACCUGUGAGGAAAAGGGGAGGAGCUACCUGCCUACAGAAAUGUAAAGACUGGAGGCUCAGCAGCAUCAUGGCUGAGGGACGAGCUUUUGAGUACUGCAGUGACAGCGAGGACUUGUUCGGGGACUAUGACAGCAUCCUGGAGGACAGCUCUCUGCUGGCGAGGCUGGACGCCGCCGAGCAGAAUGAACGACGUCGUGACGAUCAGCCCGACUUCACUGCUCUGAGAGCCAGACAGACGCGCGAAGACGUCCUCACGGACUCCAUCUUGGACGUCCUCACAGACGAACCCUUCGAGGACCUACCGACCAGCCAGCAUCGGUUUCAGGAGCAAGUCGACGGGGCCGCGAAGAGGAGCCGACUGGAGGACGGAGACAAAACCUCGACUCCUCUCAGAGACGCUGAGGAUAAAAGCAGAGCGAGGAGGAGUGUGACGGAGGAGAUAAAGAGGACGAUGCUCUGUAACGCCGCAGCUCCGUCCAGCGUCUCACACAGCGUCGGGCUGAAGGAAGCCGUCGUUUCUGAGGAGAUCAGCGUGGCCAUGCAGGCCAUGGAGGAGGUCUGUGCUGAGACCACCGACCUCGGGCCGUUCUACGGACUCCCCACCAAAGUGAAGGAGCUGAUGUUCACACUCAGAGGCAUCAAGGAUCUAUACGACUGGCAGGAGACGUGUCUGAACCUGGACUGUGUCCAGCAGAGGAGGAACCUGAUCUACUCGCUGCCCACCAGCGGAGGGAAAACUCUGGUUGCGGAGAUCCUCGUUCUCAGAGAGCUGCUGUGCAGGAGGAAAGACUGUCUGUUCAUCUUACCGUACAUCUCGCUGGUUCAGGAGAAGGUGCGGGGGUUAGCGAGCUUCGGCCUGGAGCUGGACUUCAUGGUGGAGGAGUACGCCGGCAGUAAAGGAAGGUUUCCUCCUGUGAGGAGAAGAAACAACCGGUCGGUGUACGUCGCUACGAUAGAGAAAGCCCACAGCCUCGUCAACUCUCUGAUCGAGACCGGCAGGAUGGACGACCUGGGUCUGGUGGUGGUGGAUGAGCUCCACAUGUUGGGUGACGGCAGCAGAGGAGCCAUUAUUGAAAUGACGCUGGCCAAAGUUCUCUACACUACCAAAAGUACUCAGAUUAUCGGAAUGAGCGCCACUCUGGGAAACAUCAGAGACCUGCAGACCUUUCUGAGGGCAGAGAAUUACACAAAUGACUUCAGGCCUGUCCAGCUGAAGGAGUACGUUAAACUGAACGACACCAUCUAUGAAGUCGACCCAAAUGAAGAGGAAUGUUUUAAAUUCUCACGUCUUCUCAACUUUAAGUACUCCAGCUCCAUGCAGAAGGUGGAUCCGGAUCACAUCAUCGCUCUGGUGACUGAAGUCAUUCCAGCACAUUCCUGUCUGGUCUUCUGUCCAACCAAGAAGAACUGUGAGAACGUGGUGGGGAUGAUCUGCAAAUACCUGAAGGAAGAGUUCCUCCACCUCAAGGAAGAGGAGAAGGCCGUCCUCCUCAGAGAGCUGAAGGCCAGCGGUAACGGCUCCAUGUGUCCGGUGCUCAGGAGGACGGUGCCAUACGGUUUGGCGUAUCACCACAGCGGACUGACCUCUGAGGAGAGGAAGCUGGUGGAGGAGGCAUACUCCAACGAGGUGCUCUGUCUCCUCACCUGCACCUCCACACUGGCUGCAGGGAUCAACCUACCUGCCCGCAGAGUGAUCCUGCGCUCUCCGUUCGUGGCCUCAGACUUCCUGAAGAGGAGUCAGUACAAACAGAUGGUCGGCCGAGCCGGUCGAGCCGGGAUCGACACCGCGGGAGAGAGCGUCCUCGUCCUGCAGGACAAGGACAGACACAUGGCUAAAACACUCGUUUGUGCUCCGAUGGAAAACUGUUACAGCAACCUGAUGCGUGACGAUGGAAAAGGCCUCCUGAGUCUCAUCCUGUCGCUCAUCGGAUUAAACAUCACCUCGACGGUGGACCGGGUGAGGGACUUCCUGUGUGGGACGCUGCUGUCCGUCCAGCAGAAGCACCUGUGUGCAGAGACGAGUCUGACGGAGGCGGUGCAGCAGAGUGUGGACCUCCUGAAGGACAAAGAUCUCAUCACGGUGACGGCUCAAAGUCUGCAGGUCACCAAGCUGGGAAGAGCUACCUUUAAAGGCUCAGUGGAUCUGACCUACAGUGACAUUCUGUACAAAGACCUCUCUAAAGGUCUGGAGGGUCUGCUGCUCAACAGCUGCCUCCACCUGGUCUACCUGGUCACGCCCUACGACAUGAUCACACAGUGCAGGCCGGACUGGAUGGUGUUCUUCAGACAGUUCACUCUGCUGACUGCUGCAGAGCAGAAGAUGUCUGCAGCUGUCGGAGUACCGGAGAGUUUCAUAGCUAGAAAAGCUGCAGGACAGAUGGUGAGAAAGACCAUGAACCUGUUGUUGUUGUUUCAGACCAUGAACCUGUUGUUGUUUCAGACCAUGAACCU
Molecule: messenger RNA, 3237 nt
Organism: Anarrhichthys ocellatus (wolf-eel)
Lineage: Eukaryota; Metazoa; Chordata; Actinopteri; Perciformes; Anarhichadidae
Gene: helq
Product: helicase, POLQ like
Exons: 16
Molecular function (GO): nucleic acid binding; ATP binding
Source: RefSeq, a predicted model, not a curated record